Messenger RNA from Sciurus carolinensis (gray squirrel), 1501 nucleotides. It is a transcript of the gene Pcbd1, whose product is annotated as pterin-4 alpha-carbinolamine dehydratase 1. Bases 154 to 468 code for a protein of 104 amino acids. Gene Ontology annotation, molecular function: 4-alpha-hydroxytetrahydrobiopterin dehydratase activity. Gene Ontology annotation, biological process: tetrahydrobiopterin biosynthetic process. The record is from RefSeq and is a predicted model, not a curated record. NCBI's taxonomy places the organism in Eukaryota, Metazoa, Chordata, Mammalia, Rodentia, Sciuridae. The transcript is spliced from 4 exons.
GAGCGGAGAGCUGCCCGCCUUUAAUCAUUACCAGUGGGCGGCCCGAGCGCGGCUCCGCCCCGGGGCAGCCGCCAGUGCGCCCCGCCGCGCGCUCGCCCUGCCCGCCGCCACCUGCUGCCGGUCCGGCCACCUGCCUGCGCGCCGCGCCCCGACAUGGCUGGCAAAGCACACAGGCUAAGUGCCGAGGAGAGAGACCAGCUGCUGCCAAACCUGAGGGCUGUGGGCUGGACUGAGAUGGAGGGCCGGGAUGCCAUCUUCAAGCAGUUCCAUUUCAAAGACUUCAACAGGGCUUUCGGCUUCAUGACCAGAGUGGCCCUGCAGGCCGAGAAGCUGGACCACCAUCCUGAGUGGUUCAACAUGUACAACAAGGUACAUAUCACCCUGAGCACCCAUGAAUGUGCAGGCCUUUCAGAACGGGACAUAAAUCUGGCCAGCUUCAUCGAACAAGUAGCAGUGUCCAUGACAUAGACCCUACCCUUCUUUGCAUUCUUAGGGGAAAGGGGUGACUGAACUGGGAAUCCAGGUAGGGAGCCCUUGGUCUCUGAGACUGCUGCAGUCAGAGCUGCUGUGUUCACCCUGCUGGCCUCCAUGUAGGGGCAGGGUCAAUGCUGUGGUAAGAUGCCAGGGUCACUGCCAAUACCCGGAAUUGAGACCUUUCUUCCCCUCUGCCACUCUUCACCCUUGGGCUUUGUUACAUUAGAGUAGGCCCUCCCUUUCCUUGCAGGUUCCCAGCAACAGUAUGAUUUUCCUUCCAGGAUGUGUCUUGCUCCCUAUCCAUUUCCCAAGCAGCUGUGACACAGGGUGAAAUAAAGUCCUAUCUUAGGAAACGUGUACUUUUAUUCCUCCAACAAAACCUAAUGUAUCACUUGGUCUUACUGGGGAUGAAACCCAGGGCCUUGCACAUGGUAGGCAAGUGCUCUACUGCUGAGCUGCACCCCCAGUCAAUAGGCACUUAAGUGGAAAUGCUUUCUGCCCCAAGCUACAGUUCAAGGUGCUAGGAGAAAGGGAAGGAGCAGAACACCCUCCCUUCAGGUUCAUUACCAUCUAGGGGAAUCAAACAGGAAGACUAUUAACUAAACAGAGGAAAACUAAGUUAAGGCUAAAUGUCAGGAUAUGAAAUGAGCAGUGACUAGUGGUGACAAGGGUGAUUCUAAGUUAUACCUCAAAGACCCAAGGAGGAUUCUUGAGAGGCAGAGAUGGCUAAGCAGGCAACAUGAACACAAGUUAGGAGGGCAUGGGGACCUCCAUCUAGACAGUCUGUGGCCAUAGUAUCUUCUUCCUGCUGUCAUGACUAAUUUUAUGUGCCAACUUGGCUGGGCCAUGGGGUGCCCAGACAUUUGGUCAAGCAUUAUUCUGGGUGUAUCAGUGUGGGGGUUCUGGAUGAGAUUCGUGUAUUGGUACUGAGUACAGCAGGUUGCCCUCCCUAAGGUGGGAGGCCGGGAUGGAGCAAAAGGGCUGGCCCACCUCCAGAGAACACUUGCCUGACUGCCUUGAGCUGCGG